GGAAACUCGGCUGAUCAGAUCAACACUUUUACAGUGUGGGAGAAGCCGAGCGUGAGGCUAGGCGUUAAGGACUCAGUUAUCACUUUAUAUUUAAUCAAGCAUGGCCGUCAAGGCACUCGAUUGAUAUUUUACAUCCUCUGUUUUUAUCUAAUUAACUUUAGAAACUCCAGUGUUUAAAAAAACUCGAGUUUUAAGAGACUGCGCGUGAGUGAAAGAGUUGGGGAGACUCCCUCAUUCGAACCACUUGUGCAUGAUAUUUCUUUCGUUCUCCCGUUUAUUCGGCUCUUUGACGCCUUAUAUAGUUGGAAACCGAUUUAAACGCCUGAAACAUGGGGUGCACCCUGAGCUCGGACGACAAGAGCGCCCAGGAGAGGAGUAAAAUGAUAGACAAAAACCUGCGGGAUGAUGGAGAGAAAGCGUCGCGAGAGGUCAAGCUGCUGCUGCUUGGGGCUGGUGAAUCUGGGAAGAGUACAAUUGUUAAACAGAUGAAAAUUAUCCAUGAGGCAGGCUACUCAGAGGAGGAGUGUAAACAGUACAGAGCCGUGGUCUACAGCAACACCAUCCAGUCCAUCAUCGCCAUCAUAAGGGCAAUGGGCCGCCUUAAAAUUGACUUUGCAGAUGGUGCCCGGGCUGAUGACGCAAGGCAGCUUUUUGUACUUGCUGGCUCUGUGGAUGAGGGAUUCAUGACUGGGGAGCUGGCUGGAAUUAUCCAGCGACUAUGGAAGGAUGCAGGAGUGCAGGCUUGUUUCAGCCGCUCCAGAGAGUACCAGCUGAAUGACUCUGCCUCAUACUACCUGAAUGACCUGGACCGAAUAUCCAGUGCUUCUUACGUCCCCACUCAGCAAGAUGUCCUGAGAACCAGGGUGAAGACUACAGGUAUCGUGGAGACCCACUUCACCUUCAAAGAUCUUCACUUCAAAAUGUUUGAUGUGGGCGGUCAGAGAUCUGAGAGGAAGAAAUGGAUCCACUGCUUUGAGGGUGUGACCGCCAUUAUCUUCUGUGUGGCUCUCAGCGAUUAUGACCUCGUCUUGGCUGAGGAUGAGGAAAUGAACCGAAUGCAUGAAGCUAUGAAGCUGUUUGACAGCAUCUGCAACAACAAGUGGUUCACAGACACUUCCAUCAUCCUGUUUCUCAACAAGAAGGACCUGUUUGAGGAUAAGAUCAAGAAAAGCCCACUUACUAUUUGUUUCCCAGAGUAUGCCGGAUCCAGCACGUAUGAGGAUGCAGCCGCCUAUGUUCAGUGUCAGUUUGAGGACCUGAAUAAGAGGAAGGACACCAAAGAGAUCUACUCCCACUUCACAUGUGCCACAGAUACAAAGAAUGUGCAGUUUGUCUUUGACGCAGUCACUGAUGUCAUCAUCAAAAACAACCUGAAAGACUGUGGGCUCUUUUAAGUUCAGCCAACUCACUGUACAACGUUGAGCGGCCUGAUGUGAAAUCUUUGGGAGAAUCAGAGCGAGAGCAAAGUCAACCAUGAACAUGAAUGUUGAAUGCAUUACUUAACUUUUUAUUUAUGUUCUCUGAACAUUUUAACAUUUUUAGAAAGUUUUAGAAAAAAGUCUUUUGUGUAAAAUAUUUGUAAUAACUGUAAUUGUUGCUUGAUUUAGGUUUAUACUUUGCAGAUCCUUUGUAUUGGAUAUUUUUCACUCUAAGGGUUUUUGGGAACAAUUUUCUGUCUCUACUCUGAAUAUUAAGGUCAUGUGCUUUCACUAUUAUUUGCAGUUCAUGUUGCAGUGCUUUUUUUUUUUUUCUCGACUAAAUUAAGAGCCACUUGCUAUUUAUCCCCAACGUUAUCAUAAAUAUGUUUUCACUUGUGCAUUGAAUAGAGUAUGAAUACAAGAGAAUUUUAAGACCAAAUUACUCUGGGUGAUCGUAGAGCUGUGAAUUUGAAGGGAACAAAGCCAAGCGUUUAGAUAUUUGCACAUUCCUUCCUUGUGUGGUCAAAAUAUAUAUUUUUUUUUAUCAUUUAUGUGAGAAACGUGUAUGGUGAUCUGAGUACACCCACCUUACAAGGACAAUGUGUUCAUGCCAGAUUUGACUGCGAUUGGAAUGAUGGAAAAACUGUGGUGAGACUCUCAUUUGUUAAUGAAUUUGGUCCUCUGCACCUGCAACUCAUGAGCUGUUUUAAUGGAGAACUCUGCAAAAGGUCACGAUAUUUUGUGUGUUCUAUGAAGUAAUGUGAUAACAGGCAUUUUAUUGAUCAAAUGGAACAGUUUAUUUCUAUAAAAGGGACCAAAGGAUUUUACACUUCUGAAUUCCAAUAACACAUUUAUUUUUGCACUAGGUCCAUAUAAUCCAUGUUAUGUAACACAUGAGUCAACCACCUUUACAAUGUAUUGUGUGGUGAAAGAGUGCAGACAACUUUUCUGACAGUAAUGUAUGAUGUUAAAAUGGUUUUAAAUUCCACAUCCCUAAAAUGUCAAAAUGUUGACUAAUAUCCACUAUUUUGCUAAUAAAAAUGCAGUUGCAAUGACGGCA
This is a messenger RNA of Myxocyprinus asiaticus (Chinese sucker), 2478 nucleotides long. RefSeq names its product guanine nucleotide binding protein (G protein), alpha inhibiting activity polypeptide a (gene gnaia). NCBI's taxonomy places the organism in Eukaryota, Metazoa, Chordata, Actinopteri, Cypriniformes, Catostomidae. Gene Ontology annotation, molecular function: G-protein beta/gamma-subunit complex binding; GTP binding; G protein-coupled serotonin receptor binding. Gene Ontology annotation, cellular component: heterotrimeric G-protein complex. The transcript is spliced from 9 exons. Gene Ontology annotation, biological process: adenylate cyclase-modulating G protein-coupled receptor signaling pathway. The coding region runs from base 330 to 1394 and encodes 354 amino acids. The record is from RefSeq and is a predicted model, not a curated record.